This is a messenger RNA of Pseudomyrmex gracilis, 2188 nucleotides long. Its product is annotated as cytochrome P450 4C1-like. The transcript is spliced from 13 exons. The record is from RefSeq and is a predicted model, not a curated record. Lineage: Eukaryota; Metazoa; Arthropoda; Insecta; Hymenoptera; Formicidae. Gene Ontology annotation, molecular function: monooxygenase activity; oxidoreductase activity, acting on paired donors, with incorporation or reduction of molecular oxygen; iron ion binding. Bases 569 to 2098 code for a protein of 509 amino acids.
CUUCAAAUUUAAUAGAUAAACUUUGACAAUAUACAAAAACAUCCCAAAACCACUAUAAAGAAAAGAUGUUUUAGCUGAUGCAAAAUGUAAAGCUAAGAAAACUUUUUGCUAUUACUGAUAUUUAAUAGUCCACUACCAUCUUAUCUCCGGUCAAAGUUUCUUUCUGCCGUUUAACUGAUAAAGAGAAAAGAAGAAACAGAAUACACUGGCAUAUAUAAAUAUAUGUAUACAUAUACUGGCAUAGUAUUUGCAGUAUCUAUCUAACUUUUCUUUGAUAAAAUGCAGUCAGAUAAUAUAUUGGUUUUACGUUUAGUUCUAAAACCGAUGUUAGAGUGUAUAAACAUUUCUUGUAACUUCUAAUGUGCGUCAAAAAGUCAUGCGCAACUGACAAUUCUUUAUAUUAAAAUCACCAAUUUUAAAACAAAGAUCAAGCAGACUGAAAAGAACAAAGUGUUACCAUACUUCGAAACGUUCUCGAAAAACCAGAAACAAACUUACAACUACAACACACUUUAAAAUACUUCAAAUUUACUCAAAUCAAAACAAGCCUCUUUUUAUACUACAAAACAUGAUAAUAACAAUAAUAUUAUUGUUGAUUGUUUUUACAAUAAUGUAUGAUUUUUAUUUACACCGUACAAGAAAUGGGCGACUUAUCGAUCUUAUACCAGGUCCACCUGGUAUUCCAGUUUUCGGGUCGGCACUUUUAGCUCAAGCUUCACAAGAAGAUAUAUGGCACCUUAUACAUUUUUACACGGACAUUUAUUAUCCUGUUGGAAAAGUCUGGUUAGGUUUAAGGAAUUGUGUAUCCAUUCGUCAUCCAGACGAUUUAAAAACAAUUUUAAGCAGUCCAAAACAUAUCGAAAAAAAUAUAAUAUACGAUAUGUUACGUCCGUGGCUUAACGAUGGACUUCUUACUAGCAAAGGAAGCAAAUGGUACACUCGAAGAAAAAUAUUAACGCCUACAUUUCAUUUUAAUAUACUGCAACAUUUCGUUGACGUUUUUGUCGAAGAGAGCAACCAUAUGAUAACAACUCUAAAAGAAUGUGAAGAAGCAGUUAUAAAAGAUUUAGUCCCAUUUCUUAGCGAGCACACACUAAAUGCAAUAUGCGAAACCGCCAUGGGUAUUUCUUUGCGUAGUUGUGACACGUUCCAGGAACAAUAUCGAAAAUCAAUAGAAGAUAUGGGUCGCUUUGUUGUACACAGAUUACAAUCUCCUUGGCUGUAUCCCGAGUGGUCGUUCGCAUUAUCUCCAACAGGUAGAAAGCAAGCUAAAACGUUAAAAAUAUUACAUGGAUUUACUGAAAAAGUCAUUAAAGAAAGAAAACUAUAUCACGAACGAACACAGAACCAAUAUUUAAAAAGCAGUGAAACUGGUAUAUCGACAGAAACAGAUGAUGUAGAAGUGAUCGGAAUUCGUAAAAAGCGACUCGCUAUGUUGGAUCUUUUAAUAGCGGCAUCUCGUGAAAAUAAUAUAACCGAUUUGGACAUCAGAGAGGAAGUCGACACCUUCAUGUUCGAGGGUCACGAUACUACGGCAAUGGGUGUGUGUUUUGCUUUACUCUUACUAGCUGAGCACAAGGAUAUUCAGGAUCGUGUCAGGACUGAAGUUGCUGAUGUGAUGAAAGAAAAUGNAGGCAAAUUGACUAUGGCGUCCUUACAAAAGCUACCGUAUUUAGAAAGAUGCUUAAAAGAAGUGAUGCGAUUGUAUCCCAGUGUACAUUUCAUAUCCCGCCUUAAUUCAGAAGAGAUACAAUGUCAGUCGUAUACGAUUCCAGCUAACACAAUUUUGCACCUUAAUAUCUAUGGCGUCCAUAGAGAUGCUAACUUCUGGCCAAACCCGAACGUAUUCGAUCCCGAUCGAUUUUUGCCUGACCGAAUGCAAAAUCGCCAUCCUUAUUCCUACUUAUCGUUCAGUGCGGGACCACGGAAUUGCAUAGGUCAACGGUUCGCUAUGUACGAAAUGAAGACUAUGAUCGCAUCUCUAGUACACCACUUCUACAUAGAGCCUGUAGAUCCUUUGAAGAAUCUAAAAAUGAAAGCAGAUUUGAUACUUCGUCCUGCUCAUCCGGUUCGUGUAAAAUUCGUGCCGAUCAAAUAAAUAUAGAGACACCUAAAGACAAAAAUGGGACAACUUGAGGUUUUGGUUAUAAACUGUUAUAUAUUAAAGAUUGUAUGUAUAAGUGAAAUA